AUGGCUGCUCAAUCGGCUGCAACUCUUUCGGCAGCUGGUUCUUCCUCCUCUCCUCUCCUAUCUGCCAGAAAGAAAAAACACGGAUUGUUUGUCCUCUCUGUCCUCUUCCUUCUCGGUUUUGUCUUUGUCUCUUUCCGAGCGUUGACGACGGAUGCGUCUUUGUGCGAGGAAAAACAACAGAGAAAAAACCGAUUGGAAACCAACGUGAUGAGAGAAGAGGAAACGAUUGGUGAUGAUGAUGAUGAUGACGACGACGAUUCAGACGAUGAGAAUACUAAGAAUACUAAGAAUGACAAAAACGGAGAGGAGAGAGACGGGUUCGUGUUCUCGUCGUCGUCAAGAAUAAUGAAUAAGAAGAGAGGAGGGGAAGAGUUGGAUGUUUCGACGACGACGACGACGACGGAAACUGCUGCGCAAAACAACGGUGGUGUGGAAGAAGAAGAGGAAGAAGAGGAGGCGGUUGGAGAGGACAAUGAUGCGAAAAAAUCGAGGACAGGAACAGAGGACGAAGACGAAGACGGGAAGGGGAGUAGCAAUACGAAAAAGCGAAGCAGACGAGGACCGUCUGGGUGCACGCCCAAUCGCGUUCGCGAGUUUACGGCUGAAGCGUUGAAAAAUCCCAAGGGAGACGAUAGUUCCGAGACGACGACGAGUAAAGUGUGGCUGGACGCGUUCGGCGACGACUUGGCGAAACGGUAUAACUUUACCACGUGCGCGGUAGUUGGAAACUCGGGGAGUUUAUUGCGACCGCCGCGAUUGAAUAACGAUAUCGACGAACACGAAGUCGUUAUUCGAUUGAACGCGGCGCCAACGAGCGGGAGGUACGGACAACGCGUCGGGAGGAAGACGACUUUGCGCUUCUUGAACGCCGCGAGGGCGAAAACGUAUUUAGUCGGUGGGUGCUCAAAAACUAUGCCGUGCGAUGAGGGAUCGACGCUCGUCGCGACGCGAGGAAUGCCGUUUGCUCCGUCUAAAGUCAUCACGAACGCGCAUUUGAGCAUCGUUCGAGGAAGGCGUUUAGAUUUGGGAGAAGGAGAAGAAGAAGAGGAAAAUCCGCAGCGUCAAAAGCGGAAAGCGGCGAUGGAAGCCCAAGUUCUGAAAAUGAGCGAACCAGAGCGAGAGCGCUUGAGCGUCGCGCAACCUCCUUCGAAUUCGAUGGGUGCGGUCAAGCGCGUGAUGAAAGCGUAUAAAUCCGCGUACGUUGAAAAAUGUGGCGAAGACGACGCUAAGAGAUUAUUCAAAGGUCCAGACACGCCUUCGACGGGAUUUAUGUCGGUCAUUUUUGCCUUGCACAUGUGCUCGGAAACUGUGUCUGUGUACGGAUUUAAGAAGCAGUUGAAACCGUACCAGUAUUUCCGGAUGCGCGUGAAACCUUCCGAAGUGCACGAUUUCACCGUUGAAGCUGAAAUUCUGAAAGCGAUGGCAAAAGACGGUGUUUUGCGAAUGCCCGGCGUCGUGCAAGACCGAAUCAGAAAGAGUGGGAGUAGUAGCGUUAGUACUGACAGUGAGAGUAGCAGUAGUGUGAAAAAGAGUAGUAGUAGUAGUAGUAGUAGUAGUAGUAGUAGUAGUAGUAGCAGCAGCAGUAGUGAUAGUUUAGAAAAAGAGGACGACGACGCCAGCGAGAAGGAAAACGCGGACGAGUGGUUUGAAAAUUUCGUUUCCUCUAGCAACUGA
Messenger RNA from Bathycoccus prasinos, 1674 nucleotides. Its product is annotated as beta-galactoside alpha-2,6-sialyltransferase 2. Bases 1 to 1674 code for a protein of 557 amino acids. Gene Ontology annotation, molecular function: beta-galactoside (CMP) alpha-2,3-sialyltransferase activity. The record is from RefSeq and is a predicted model, not a curated record. Lineage: Eukaryota; Viridiplantae; Chlorophyta; Mamiellophyceae; Mamiellales; Bathycoccaceae. The transcript has a single exon.